This is a messenger RNA of Rhineura floridana, 2330 nucleotides long. RefSeq names its product chromosome 22 C11orf68 homolog (gene C22H11orf68). The coding region runs from base 303 to 1040 and encodes 245 amino acids. The transcript is spliced from 2 exons. The record is from RefSeq and is a predicted model, not a curated record. Lineage: Eukaryota; Metazoa; Chordata; Lepidosauria; Squamata; Rhineuridae.
CCAGGAGGAGUUGCGAUAGGGGAAAAGGGAGCUUGCGGGUUGGGCCUCUGGAGGGGACCCGACCCACGCUUCUGGCUUCCUCUGUAUUACUGGGAGGGGUGGAGAGUGAAGGUGGCUCUCAUUUGCAUAUGCAAGUUUAUCCUAAUACAUUAUACUAAUAAUAGCGACGCCCAGCAGCGUGUUUGUGUGUGUGUGUAUAUCUAUAUAUAAUAUAGCCCUGUACGAUGUUCAGAAUGCUUCAUCUCCCUUAGCUUUUUGUUGCAUUUAACAACAAACAACCCAGCAAGGUGCCCUGCAGCGCCAUGUCCAGCCAGGACGACGAGGCAGGGAAAGAUGGCGCCUUUGCGGCUGAGCACCUGGCCGCUGAGUCCAUGGCGGCAGAUAUGGAUCCCUGGGUGGUCUUUGAUGCUCGCAAGACCCCCCGGGCUGAAUUUGAGGAGUGGCUGCAGACCUACCAACCAUCCCGUGUGUCCCGCUUUGGCGACCCCGUGCGGAAGGCGGAGCCCGUGGGCUGGAUCGCUGUCUACGGACCCAGCUUCUGUCCCGAAGGGGGCGAUGUGGUGGGGCUGCAGGACGACUGGGAGCUGCUGCAAGGCAGCGGGCGCCACAUCACCUUCGAGACGGUGAAGGAGCUGGCCCUGAACCGGCGGGUGCUGACUGGGAAGUGGUUAAUGCACCUGGACAGCGGCUUCAAAGUGGACCAUGCCUGGGCCGGCAUUGCCCGGGCGGUGGUCAGUGGGCGCAUUGGCGUGGCCAAGGUCAGCCCCUGCUGCCCUGACUCAGAGCGCAAGCAGGUCAUCUGCGUGUACACAGAUGACUUCACGAAUGAGGAGCAGGUGCUGGUGGCUGAUGCAGUCGUCCGUGCCACGGGCGUCAAAUGCCUGUUGUCUUAUAAGCCUGAUGUGUACACUUACCUGGGCAUCUACCGUGACAACCGCUGGCAUCUUUGCCCCACCAUCUAUGAAAGCAAGUUUGAUUUGGAAUGUAUUCCCCGCCGCUCCCGCAUCAUCAACAAAGUGAGCAACACAGAAGUGACUUAAAACUUGCUCGUUUGGACAUGCAGCACUUCCAGAGGAAUGGUGCUGCCACUGGGAACUACGGGUCCCAGCGUGCAAUGCUCACCCCUCUCUUUCCUCCUUCCAAGGGGCCACAUGACUUCUGGCAGUUGCCGGGAGGAGACAGUUGCCAAACACAGGCUGGCUGGGUUGUUGUAGGCAGGAUUUCUGCAUUCAGUGGCAGAUGUCCUUAACUCUUGUUGUCUGAAAGGCCCAGCUUCAUGCUGCUACAUUUCUGAACACCCAAAUUUCUCUUUAAAUAGCUAAUCUGAGUGUGCUGUCCUUUUUGUUUUCAAGAACCUCUUAACAGGAAUGCAUCUCUGCACACCGUUUCCUCAGGUGUGUGUGUAUUGCUGUCGUACCACCCGGGGAGUGAGGACACCAACUUCCUUCUCCUACUUUGGUACUAAAAUAACUCACAGCUGCACUUGUAGAAAAAUUGCUGUAGUGGUGAAAGAGAAAAGGUUGCGGUAAGGCAAAUGACCUCUUCUGUGACUAAUCCUAAGACACAGGUAGCCAACGUGGUGCCCUUCAGAUGUUUCAGAUGACAACUCCCAGCAGCCUUGACGGCCAUACUGAGUGGGGCCGGUGGGAGUUAUAGUCUAAAACAUCUGGAGGCCACCCAAUUGGCUACCCCUGUGCAAAGAGGCGGCAUGCUUUGUCACAGCGUGGAACAACUUCAGCUUGUGGGUUUUCAUAAUCAGGCUAUCAAAGAGUCCUGUGAAACUCAAAAGCUUGUAUGCUCUUGCUCUGGAUUAUUUUGUUAGGUCCAGCUUUAGAGUUUUUAUCAGGAGAGAAGAGAUACUGAAUACAUCAGAUGAAGGCCAGUGGAGCCAGUGGCCUUCCAGGUGAUGUUGGACUACAACUCCCAUCUUCCUUGAUCACCGGCCAUCCCGAUGGGAGUUGGGAGUCCAGGAACAGCUGGAGGGGCACAGGUUCCUCAGGCCUGAAUUGACCCCUGGGAAAAGUUGUUUCUAGGGAAGUUUUUCUUUGAAAACCUCUCUAACGCUGCAGGAGGGAGGCGUUGCAUAGUUUCAGCACGAAGGCUAAAUACAGACAUUACCACAAUUGAGUGCGUAAGUGGGGUGACAGUCCAGACAGGUUCCCUACUGGUUGUGGGGGAGAAGUGUCAUCACCAGAGCACAAAAUUAUUCAGAGGAAAGGUUUCUUAACAUUUCUGUCCUCUGGAGGUUGUGGAAAAUAGUUUUGACACAGCAGCAUUCACCUACCUGUAAUACAGGUUAAAAAAAAAUACAAUAAAGUCAUAUUGGCCUC